Effrenium voratum is the source of this 2230-nucleotide messenger RNA. The record is from the annotation of a GenBank genome assembly. NCBI's taxonomy places the organism in Eukaryota, Dinophyceae, Suessiales, Symbiodiniaceae.
AAGUCGAUCAGUCUAUAGUGCCUCUCACUUGCUUGCGCCCAUCAGCCCAAGGCUUUGUGCGCAAUGCAGCCUGCCGGACCUGGAAUGGGCUGGAAUGCCGGCCAGCCAGCGUUCAGAGUGAUGAGGCCUCGCACGCAAGGCUCAGCUGGCACGCAGUGGCAAGGGCAAGGGCAAGGGCAAGGCUUCGCUCUUCCGAAUAUGAUGGAUGAGGUAUCGCCUAACUCCAAUCUUCGGAGCCCCCGAGUCUCCCGGCCGACGACUCCCACGGGCCACCGCACGCCCACGGGCAAUCGCACGCCCACGGGCAAUCGCACGCCCACGGGGACUGGGAGCCGCACGCCCACGGGGACUGGGAGCCGCACGCCCACGGGGACUGGGAGCCGCACGCCGACGAGUGCUUUGCCUCCCACGGAGACGAUGCUCAGCGGCAUGCGUACUCCGCCCAAAACGGCGCCAGCGCCGUACGAUAGCCGGGAUAGCCGGCGCCCCAGCCACCAACCUGUGCCGCUGGGCACCCCCUGCCGCAUCAUGCGCGAUGUGCGGGGGGCGAACCCUCUGGCCUCUGGCAACGUGACCCCUAGAAGAGCUGAAGCUGGUCGGGGUGGCAACACGCCGGUCAGAUGGGGAGGAGCCACUCCCCCCAAUCAGCCCCUGGCACUCAACAGCUCGGUUCCCUUCUUGGCACCUUACCAAGGCGGCCCUGGCGCUGGGUCGCACCGCUUGCCUCCUGAAAACAUGUCACCUCAGCAGGCGACUGAUGCCGGCAGCAGUGAGGAUGGCUUCAUUGUGGAGGGGCGUUGGCUGCAACCGGGACAGGGUUCCCAGGGCGCACAGACCUACAGUCACAUGCCCCCACUUCAAGAGGGCUUCUAUGUCCCCGAGCCGCCUAUGCCACUGGGGCCCAAGGCCUUGCCUUGGCUUCCAUCCAGAACCUGCGAGGACAAGGACUUCACCAUGCUCACCAAGGAGGACUUCCUGGCGAAGCUGAACGACGUCUGUGAUUCCUUCCAGCCCGAAACCAAAGAGGUCGAAAACUUCGACCUGCAGACCCCUCACCGCACUUUCGAGUUAGCAGCUGCAGAGGGCGCCCUCAGCAGACUGAUGGAGGAAGUCAUGUGGAGCGGGCCGAUCAGGCACAUGGCCAUUUGUGUCAUGGCCCAGCGGGUCAUCAUGCUGGCGGAUUCCAUUAAGAAGAACCCAGACACCCCAGGGGGCAGAGCUUUGAUGGCUGCCUUGCUCUCAUCGGUGAAGCAGAUGUGCGCGGCCAACACCAGCGACGUGACCAUCAACAAGGCAGAGAAGUUCAGCGGCCGAGUGGUGCUCCUUCUGGGGUCUGCAAGUUGCUCUCCAGAAGUUCUCAUCAAGACCUGCUGUGAGAAGUACCGGCAGAUCGAUCACCACUGCAUGAUCACGGCCUUGUCCAUGGGCGCGGAGCCUGCAGGAUCGGCUCAGCUCGGCAAGGCCUUCGCUGCGGCCAUCAACGCCUGGGCGGAUGCAGAGGCCCAAUAUGGGCCGCCGGGCACCGCCGGGGGCGCCGGGCGCCCCGAGCUCUUGGUCCACCUCUUUGGGUCCGCCGGCUUCGCGGCCUGGUCCAAGAUGCUGCGGCUCUGGCACGAGCAGUUCAUGUACCCCGACAACAAGCGAUUGAAUGGCCGAGUGCCGGCCCUUGAGAAGCUCCUGAAGGCGGUGGUCCUGGAUUCCGCGCCAGGUGCGUCUGGCCAACAGAUGCUGGGGGCCUUCCCCAUGGUUCAAGGCGACGCGGCCUUGCUGUCGGCCAUGAACUCCUAUGGCGCAGAUGGCUCGCAGCAGACAGAGGUGACAAAGAUGCAGGCGGCUCAGAUGGCCAUGAGAGAUCUCACCCGGAAGGGGGCGCCACUCUGGGAGUACUACGAAGAGAUACUUCAGCAGGAGCAAGGCCUCACUAUGCAGGUACAUCAGCAUGAGCCUGCGGUGCCCCUUCUCUUCGCCUACUCAGCCUCAGACAAGAUCGCGCCGGCGGCGCAGAUCGAGCGCUAUGCCACCGAGUGCGAGAUCCGUCAAGCGCAGAUGGCCGUAGACAAGACGGUGCCCCCGCCACGGCAGCUCCGUUUUGAGAACUCCGCCCACGUGUCGCAUCGAGCAGGGCCGACAGAGGAGGAAUACUGGAAGACUGUCCACGACUUCUGGCGACAAGCUCUCUUUUCUUGACCUUGUUGAAGGCGCACUGCAAGGAGGCAGAAAUCAUGUCACA